This is a messenger RNA of Entrophospora sp. SA101, 1455 nucleotides long. NCBI's taxonomy places the organism in Eukaryota, Fungi, Glomeromycota, Glomeromycetes, Entrophosporales, Entrophosporaceae. The record is from the annotation of a GenBank genome assembly.
AUGUCUUCAUUAGAAACAUUUUUAUUAAUAUAUUUAUUCGGAGUAACCAAAGAACAUGAAGCAAGUUCCACAACUCAAUUUUCUAACAUUUCUUCCACUUCAAUUAAUCCUUCUAAUAACUCUUACAACCCUUCUUCUAACAACUCUUCUAUUCCGACUUCUCUUGAAGCUGCUUCUCCAAAUAAUUCACAAACGAUUGGUACAAUAAUGAAACAAGGAAUACAAUCAUACAUGGAGGCCAAAAAUCUAAGAUUAAAACAAGCGAAUGAUUCAUAUUUUGCCGUCUUGAAAUAUAAUACCCUUUUUAUGUACGACAAUGAAAAUCAAUUGGAUUGUAAAGGUGUAAUAAUAGUGUCAAAUCAUGAUGUGUCAAUGUAUCCGGAAAAUUUACCUGAUAACGAAAUAUUUUUAAAACCUACUUCCAUCAGGUUAAAAAAAAAACAAUCAAUAUAUGCUGAAAUGGAAAAGAUUAAUGAAAACAACAACAAUGAAAACAAUAAUGAUAAUGAUUGUACAACUGAGCCUUUAGUUGGCGACGGUAACAGUAGUAAUAGUAGUAGCAGAUCGGCUAUGGCUACAUGUUAUUAUAUAUUUUGUGAUAGAUGUGUUGAUAAAGAAGAUUGGUUUUUUGCAUUACAAAAAUCCUCAAAACUCCAUUCAAAUUCACCCGGUCCUCAGCCACAAAUAGUAAAAGAUAAAGCAGAGUUUGAUCAACAUGCAAUGACCAAUUUACUAAAAACAAUCAACUCAAAUGAUGAUCACAUAAAAACUCAAUGGUUAAAUGCAACACUAGGAAGAAUAUUUCUUUCAAUCUAUAAAACAAACACAAUCAAAGAAUAUUUCAUCCACAAACUGAAGAAAAAAAUCAAAAGAGUCAAAAAACCAAAUUUCUUAAGUGACAUACAAAUAAAAUCAGUAGAGGUAGGUGAUGGAAUACCUUAUAUUACCAACCCUAAAUUGAAUGGAUUGUCUGAUAAUGGUGAUUUAAGUGUUGAUCUAAACCUGGAUUAUAAUGGUGGAUUUAGGGUGGAAAUAGAAACUGAAGCUAUGAUUUCGGUUACAAGAUUGAGAACCAUUAAAUUGUCGUUUGUUCUUGCAGUGGUCUUGAAAGGUCUGCAAGGUAGAUUGUUGUUGAAAAUCAAACCACCACCAACAAAUAGGAUUUGGUUUGCAAUCAAGUCAAAAAUUCAUGAAAUGAUUAUGGAUACUGUAGUAUUACCCAAUAUGGAGAAUUUGCCAUUUUUCUCAAGUUUUGGAAUGGGUGGAGUUUAUGAAGAAGGGGAAGAAGGCUGUAAGGAAAAUAAUAAUGUAAAAGAAAAAGGAGAGGAAAUGGAUGAAGACAUAUUAAGUACUGCUGAAGGAUCAAAUGAUUCAUGUAGUGGUGAAUCUAAUUUGACCAAGUCUAAUAAUUAUGGAUUUGGAUAUGUUACCAAGCAUUUAAACGGUUUGAUUUAG